GUGUGUGUAUGACAUCGGAAACACCAAACAUUCACAUGAUUGCAUAUGCAUAUUUAAGUUUUAUUUUAACUUUCUCGGUGGAAAGUUUUAAGUAUGUGUUGUAUCACGUGUUGGUAUUAUUGGGAAUUCAGAAGAACUACACGAUGAUAAUUUUUGUGUCAUUGAAUAUCCGGAAACGAAACUUGUAAGCCUGGCCCCGUGAUGUCAUGGGCAGAUCCUUUCCAUCCAACAGACUCCAAGGAGAUGACAAAAACUAUCGUAGCGGAUAGUUCUGAGAAAACCAUGAUUGAAUCCAACGAGAUGGCAGAAACUAUCGAAGCGGAUAGCUCUGGGAACACCAUGAUUGAAUGGUCAGGACAAGUAAGAAGUAUGAACAGCAGGCCUGCUGAAAAAGAGUGACGAAAUUAGAAGCACGUAAUUCCAUCAAAAUGUGUCGUUUUCUAGAAGGUAUCGGUAUCAACUGGAAGGAUAUUAUAUUUCGACGACAGUUAUAUAUAUUGGCUGAAAAGUUUUUAAACAUAGCAUUCAGAAAAUACAAAUACAAAGUUAAUGUGUUUAUCUUUGGAAGCCAGUCAGAAGGGACAACAACACGAGGUCUUCACUCAGACACUGAUUAUCUAUACGCCGUUCCGUUACAAACAUUUUGCUUGGUUGUAAAUCACACGCAUGUAAAGUUAUUAAGAAACCACGACACUCCGCCUCAACAUUACUAUCUACAAGUACUAUGUGAUGUGUCUGAUAAAAUGUCAAAGACAGAAACUUAUUUAAGCGAAAGAUAUGUUUACAGUGUUUUGCAAACUGGUGAAAGAGUGCUAAGAUUCGACCAUGUAUGGGAUCUCAUAUUAACAGCGCAGAGUAUGUAAGCUCCUAUCUUGAGUUUUAAUGGACCUGCAAUCACAAACAGCGGCAAUGCCAAAACAACUAAACAACUAAGACCAAAGGUCCAGAAAAAGGCAUCCAUAUUAUUGGCGAGGAUCCCAAAGCAGCCACAAAUGACACUGUAAUUGCAUACUACGUGCAUGGUUUACAGGAAGAGAUGAACAAUUUUUUCUCUCGAAAACGAUCUUACAACUGGCCUUCGCCUGAUCAUCUUGAAGCUGCAAAACAAUGUGCAAAUUUUCUUGUUCCAUCGGGUCACCAUUUUAUAGACGAAAAGAUUGCCAUGUGGAAAUUAUCGCCUAAUUUAAUCGAACGCAUUCUCAUGUUUAGCCUUAACUGCACACAACUGAAAUGUUACGUCUUAUUGAAAAUGGUUAACAAGGCAAUAUUUCAAUCUAAAGUCACAAGCGCAUUGACAAGUUUUCAUUGCAAAACAAUUCCCCUUUUUACCAUAGAAAAAACACAAACGGUGUUAUGGAACGAGGAAAACCUAAUACAUCUAGUGAAACUUUGUUUGUGCUCUUUAAAAAGAUUUUUAAAAGUUGGCGUAUUACCACACUUCAUAAUACAAGGCGUGAAUUUAUUCGACGGAAAGCUUACUUUCACAGAAUGUCGACGCUUGUACGCAAAUGUUUCGCAGAUGAUGAAACACAAUCUUAAGCAAAUUUGGCUCAUGGAUAUUGACGGUCUUGACAUAUUUGGCACUCGAACUAUUCCUAACAAUUGGCGUACGAUUCGCCUUCAGGCUAAACCAUAUCCACAUGUUGCUGAAAUAAUGUUAUGUUCGCUUACUUCAUUUUUUGUAAUGCUUGUUUAUCCGAGAUAUGACAGAAUCACACCCUGUCAUUUCAUAACUCAAGCGUUGGGUACCAUUCUCGAAAACUACAACACUGGUGAUAAAGUUGACAAGAGAUUAGCAAAUGGAAUGACAGAACAACUGUUAUUAGAUUUAGCAAAUACAGUAUCAUCCAUGUACAUUCAAAAAAGAAAAUUCAUACACUAUUCAAUUUUCGCGAGUUAUCGUACUUCUUUGAAUAUUGAUUUAACCACCUGUCGGUUAAAGAUGGCAUCGAUGUUGUACUGCGGAGGCAAUAUAAAAGCAGCAAUUGUGCUAUUAGAAGAUCUUGAACGUUGAUUCACUAACGAUGUAAAAGAAUUGUGCCAGUGUUUCUAUAGCGCCUAAUUAUAUGACGUUCCGCCAACUUAUUCAAAAUAAGUAAAACAAUAUAAUUCCUCAUUGUGUGUGUCAUUCACCGCAAAGGAUGCAUAUUGUAUGGCCUCAUUUUUAGUACAUGAAUAUUGCAAAAUUUUGAUUGAAAAACAAGACAGACACAUAUAUCGACAAACGCAGACGUGAUGUAUAUUCAAUGAGUGCUCGUCCGUUUUUAUAUUAUUUGCAAUAUCUGUCUUAUGGAGCUCUGGAAUUAAGGGAAGAACAAUUAUAUGUAUUCGCAAUUUAGUAAAUUUAAUAAAAGUUACUAACAUUUAAGCUAAUCUUCCUUCGACCGUUGCCGAAUAUAAAAAAUUGGCUGGCUGUUCAAGGGAUUAUAUUGCUCAUCAUUUUGAGAAAGCCAUUUAAUUACUUGGCCAUUGCUUUGAAAUGGAGGGUGACCUUGAAUCGGCAAUGCAUGCCUAUUGGCAUUCACAUAACAAGUAUCAGGAAAAGAGUGCUGCUAGAUGGCACAUUCGAAGUCUUAUCAAUUAUGAAUUAAAGGCGAAGGUUCGUCGUUAUGAUGAUUAACUUGAUCUAAGCGAGAAAGUAUUGUAGAAUAUUCUUCUUGCGAUUUGAUUUUAUAUUAAUUUGGUAGAUAUACUAAAUUCCAAAUGUGUUCAAUGGUAGCUUACCUGUGUUAUAUAAUAUAUUGGUAUGUGAUGGCACAUUAUAAUUGGUUAGAGUAAAUUUAGAUUUUCUCAUAAAAAUAUUAUAAGCAAUCACGAAUGUACAGUUGUGUCAUUUUGAAAUAAUGUUGGUUUCAGAAAUAAUUAAGUAUACUCAAAAACACAAAACUGUUGAUGUACUAUGUAAGUAAGAACUCAUCUUCGGGACUAUUUGCUAUGCUCAAAUUUGAACACAUAUUGGUAUGCUGCCCUGUCGUUAAAAUGUAUUUCCAUUAUAGUAUAUAAUUUCUGAUUUUAGAUCAAGUUGCUGUUGUUAUUUGACGUAUCCGCACAUAAACAACUUCGCCCUACAUAAUGUCCAGUGUUUAUAUUUACUGUUUCUGUAUGUUUGAUAAUGUUUUCCGUUAAAGUGCAGUUUCUCAAAUCAAACAAUACACAUUUGAAUCAUCUAGAAAUUGAUUUUAAGGAUAUUAUAUCGUUUAAAACGUAGUAUUGUUUUCAAUUUAAAAAAAUGGUAUAUUCGUUUGCACUGAAUGUUUCUUUUAUAUGCGCCACAAAUACGCAAUACAAAUUUGAGUCCACCGUAAAUUAUUUAGAUGAUAUAGUUUUUCAACAUACAAUUUAAAAAAAACAUCAAUGUAUGAAUAAUUUGUUUGCAAAAUACAUUAAUACUGAAACAUGCACUCAACAUUAAACUGAAAAAAUAUUAAUAAUGUGUGUUUCAAUGUAUUGAAAUCUUUGAAAUAAGACAAUAUAAAAAGGUGCAUAUGUUUAGGGGUAAAUGAGUUGACGGAUGUUUAUCUGUUUUUAUAAUUUGCCCAUGUUAUGCUUUGUCAUGCAAACAUCUUUCGCUUUUAGUAAUAUUCAAAUUUGAUUGACCUUUUACAGACAGUGAAUGCAACUACACUUGUUAAUCAAUUGAAUGCGGUAAAGAAAGUUGAUAUAUUUUUUUAUAUGUUUUAAAGCCUUUCUUUAUAAAGUGCAGAUUAGAUGCUAUGUAUUGUUCAUAUCAUAUUUAUUUAAGUUAUUAACUAACAUCCUUUGCAAAAAAGUCCUGUUAGAAAUUUCAGAGUACAGGUUAAAAGGAACUUAUUAGUUUUAAUAGAAUGCAUCAUGCCUUUAAAUUUAAAAGUUCAAAGUGCUGUAAAUUGCUGUAAAUUGAACAAAUAAACAAAUCCCUACUUAAAAGCAAAAGCAAAUUCCAAAACAUCAACAUAAUGCAUUUUCAGAAACGUAUAUUAUACAUUUACUUAUAUGAACUGUUUUCAUGGAGAAAAGGUAUAUACUAUAAGAGUGAAUAUUCAAUUGCUUGAUAUAAUGUACUAUUUUGUUUUAUAGUAUUAUACUGUUCAUCUGUUGAGUCGCGGUACUUAAUCUUAUUCUCGGAAAUAAAACAUCAAAACACAACUUACCGAUUAAAUGAAUUAGUUUGUAUUUAACCCCAUCAUAAUGUUUAUCAGUAAUGAUAAAAAUAGCAUAAAAUUAACAAAGAAAACGAAACAACGCUGAAAAAUACGAAUGGCUAUCGGCCAUUAUAGUCCUAGUUCUAACAUCACUUGAGUCGCGGUAAUUAGGUCGAACAUGUUAAACAUAACAUAAUUGAGGUUAUUUUACACUAAAAUUUCAAAUUCAUUACCAUAUUCAUUGCAAAGGGAUAUCAAUGUUUAAAUGUUAUAGUUUUUCAAGUUUAUUCAUACAUUUUAUUGUUUUAUUUGAUUAAACAGUGUGUGUCAUUCAUUCUUCAGCAGAACAGUGAAUGCACAAAAUGUGCUGUCUCUUCUCAGGACCCUAACAUCACAGCAGUAUGUCAAGUUGAACCAGUGUCUGCCUUUUGUAGAUUAUUUCUGUCAUAUGGCUUCUUGUCUCUGAAUUGUUUCAUUUUCUGAAAAUAAUCAAAAAGAUCUGGUUACUUAUCUUUCAUUGAUUGUCAUUGUUUACAUUGUAAAUACUUUUGUAUUCACAAGUUUAAAUGAAAGUGUUGAGCCUGACCUAUUAACAAAACUGAUAGGAAUUACGUUUUGUUAACCGUUUUAUAAAGUGAGUUGUCUGACCUAAUUGAUAGGCAGACAAACUUGUAAACAUUGAUGAAAAGGUUUACAAAUACCGAUUUUUUUCUGAUUUUUUUUACUAGAUUUUUAUUAAAAAUGUAUACAUAACGAAGAAAAUGAACAAACUUACCAGUAUUCCACUCAUUUUCACCCAGAAAAUAGUAUUUCAAUGAAAAACGAAAGUAAGUCUGCUUGUUGACAAUGUAAACAUUGGCUAGGUGGCGCACAACGAAAUACCGCGAGAUAAGUGAUACCGCGAGUCAAGUGGUGUUGAGGAUCGGAAGUAAUGUUUGAUAACUUGAUUAUCUUAUUAGAUUGAUCUUUAAGAGUCUCCUCUUGAAUGUUUAGCAAAUGAUGUAUUUUAAAUUGGCAGAUUACAUGUACCUUUAUACUAUUAAUUUAUAUAACAUUAAAUUCCAUAAAUUAACGUCCUGCUAAUGUAAUGCAUGCUCCGUGAUCUUUAUGAUGUUACAAAUGGCAUACUAUUGUGAAAAUUGUAACAUUAAAAAAGGAUGAGCUUAUAAGAAAUUCCUUUAUUAAUCCCCUGUCAUUAUACUUUUUGCACAAUUUUCACCCAUUUUAGUCUUAUAUUGUGCAAUGGACUUUGAAAUAAACAAAGUAGAUAAGUCGAAUUCAAUUCGUCAGCGACUAUUUAACUUCUUAACUGUAACCCUAAUUUAACUUAAACUCAAGCUUCUAUUUUCGCACGUCGAACUUUGCUAAAUGUAUUUGCUUGUAUUAAUUUUCGACGGUUUUGUGUGCGACUUUUUUGCAAUACAUGCUAUCUCUGAUAAAGUAAUCUUUAUCGUAUGACUUUUAAUAAGCUGCUUUAAUAAAUAUUUGAUCCCGUACUGCCUUAUCAUCGACUAAAUUGCUGCUGCCCUUAUUUGAUGUCAACUCUUUUAUAUACAUGCAUAUUUCAUAAUUAAAACGAUUUAUACUGAUUGAUACUGUCAAAGAAAUAAAUAAGUCAAUCUCCUGAUCACCUUCUCCAAAUAAUGACCUAAUUCUUUUUUUUUGUUGGAUCAUUUGUUUUGUGAAAAGUUGUUUGUGAACUAUCCGAUCACCUGUUGUCACAAUACAUGCAUCAUGUAUUAUGUGACCUGUGAACAAAAUAAAGAACUGAUCUGUUCUGUUCUGUACUACAUUCGGUUUGCUUUGUGUUUAUUUUUUUCAGAGUCUUAAAGAUAGGAAAUACAAAGAUAUAGAGUAUUAUUAUAUGUUUGUUAAAGUCCGCAUGAUAAAACAUAUGUUUUAAAAUAUGUAUAAAAGAACAAAGUUA
Messenger RNA from Dreissena polymorpha, 6048 nucleotides. RefSeq lists its product as uncharacterized. The record is from RefSeq and is a predicted model, not a curated record. Lineage: Eukaryota; Metazoa; Mollusca; Bivalvia; Myida; Dreissenidae. The transcript has 3 exons. Bases 1037 to 2014 code for a protein of 325 amino acids.